AUGCCUCGCUCCAUCUUCUCACCCGUCUUCCCCUGCCCCAUCCUAGCCUCCUCUUAUGUCCCAUGCCUCGAUCUCCUCCGCCCCGUCUUCCCCUGCCCCAUCCUAGCCUCCUCUUAUGUCCCAUGCCUCGAUCUCCUCCGCCCCGUCUUCCCCUGCCCCAUCCUAGCCUCCUCUUAUGUCCCAUGCCUCGAUCUCCUCCGCCCCGUCUUCCUCUCCUAUGUCGCCGUCCCGAGUGAUCAGUAUCUUUCUGACAAGACCUCGGCAACUAUCAUCUUGUAUGUGGUAGAGAUGCCCACGUCCGCCGGAAUCCGAACUGCCCAACUACAACGGCGUCGCACUCGCAACGGGCGGGCAGCGUGCGUUCCUGCUCGCUCGGAGCUAAACCCGAUCACGCGGCGCGGCGGCGCCGGCUGCCGGGCGGUCGAGCACGCCGGCGUGGGCGAGCAGCGCCCACAGCUGCGUCAUGAACUCGCCGCCGGCGCCGAGCACCUCGGCGUGGAUGUCCACGUUGUCCGACGGCGCGAGGAACAGCAGGAGCUCCGCCCAGAACUCGGCCAGCACCGCCCACCGCCGCCUGUCGUCCUCGCCCACGGCCGCCCCGAGCUGCCCGCCCAGCAGCGCCGCCUUCUCCACGAUGGUGCUGCUCCCCGCCCUCUCCUCCGCGCCGCCGCCGGCCUCCACGCCCUCCAUGUACUUCUGCUCGUCGGCCUCGAUCUUGUGCAGCCUCGCGAGGAUGUCGUCCUUGUUCUUGCAGCCGGCGAGGUGGCACCGCGUCUGCCGCACCACCGUGUCGAAGAUCUGCUCCGCGUUGUAGCUCGGGUCCGGCAGCAUCUCCGGCACGAACGACACCAGGUACGCGCAGUAGUUGGACAGCUUCGUCGCCACCAGCCGGUGCUCGUCGGUGCGGUCGUCGUCGCCGCGUUGGCCGCCGCGGCGACGCCUGUCCCAGUCGCAGCGCGUGGUGGCGAUGUGCCACACCAGGAUCUGGUCGGUGGCCUUGGAGAACUCGCACGCCCACGCCAGCCGCGGAAGCAGGCCGUGCCUCCGCAAUGCUGUGACGCCAUUGGUGAGGUGUCCCCGGCUCGUCUUGAGCGAGACGAGCACGGCGCGCCGGACCGGCGGCGGCAGCUCCUUCCUCUGCUCCCGCUUCUGCCCCUGCCGCCGCGGCUCCACCAGGAAGAGCGUCAGCCACGACAGCAGGUUGAGCGGGCGGUGCGCGAAGCGCUUGAGCAGCACGUACUCCCCGAUCUUGUCCUCCCAGUACCUCGCGUCCGGUGGCGCGAGGCUCUCCUUCCACCAGAGGUGCCCGCCGCGCCGCUUCUUCUGCCAGGGCUGGCCGUCGCGCACGCAGCGGUACACCGUCUUGAUGUACCUCCAGUUGUUGGAGAAGGCCGCCAGCGCCUGGCACAUCUCGAGCGCCGCGGUGAUCACGAUCACCACCACCGUGACGGAGCGGUCGAGGUCCUUGACGCCGAUCCGGAGGCGGCGGUAGUCGGGGCCGAGCGUGCCGAAGAAGGCCGUCCACAUGGUGAGCGCCAGCACGACGACGGCGAUGCAGAUGUACGUCCUGACGCCCACCAGCACGAUGUUCCGGGUGUAGAAGAAGUCGUAGAGGAAGGCCAGCUCCGCCUCGACGACCCGGAACGCGGCGUCGGGGCCGGUGGCGAUGUCCCGGUGGUGGUUGUGGUGGUGCGAUUGCGGGUGCUGCUGGUGGAUGAGGCCGUCCAGGACGAGGCUCAGUGCCUUGGCCGAGCCAGCCUCCGCCGGGACGUAGCCAUAGAAGCGGCGCUUGAGCAGCUUGAAGAGCGCGAAGGCGAGGCAGAAGUCCUUGGCCAUGUCCUUCUCGACGUCGCUGUACCCCUGCACGUCGAUCCAUCGGUAGACCUGGUCGAUGGUGACGACGGACUUGCAGGUGCUCUGCACCAGGAUCUCCUCCCGGGACAGGCGGCCGAACUCGUGGUUGAGCUCCAUGGUGUCCUCGCCGUGGAAGAGGUACUUGUACCCGGCCAUGGUCCCGGGGUCGGGCGGCCGCUGGUCGGCGGCGGUGGCGGCGAGGGACUCCUCGACGUCCAUGUACUCGGCGACGACCUUGACGGAGCGGUCGGGGAGGCUGGCCUUGAUCAUCUCGACGAUCUUGGCGGCGGUCUUGAGCACGUUGAGGCUCCAGAAGGCCCAGAUGGCGGCGCGGUAGCUGGCGUUGGUGCCGGUGGCGUUGAGGACGAGCCAGAGCACGAGCGCCGUCUGGAGGACGUGCUGCAGCAGCAGCUUCUUGCGCUGGUCGACGUCGCGGCGGCUGUGCACGGGCGCCGCGUACGCGCUGGCCUGGAUGAGCAGCAGCGCCGCCGCCCACAGCACGAAGGUCUCGCCGUGGAAGGGCCCGUCCUGGAUGAUGCCGACGGCGUAGGUGACGACGACGUAGGAGAGCGAGUAGGCCAUCCACAUGACGCCGCGGAGGAGCCGGUCGCUGCUCCGGCGCCGGGUGGAGCCGUAGAGCACCAGCGCCGCCAGCACCAUCGCGCUCAGCAGCACCACCACCUCCAGCCGCAGCAGCCGGCUCUCGAUCGUGCCCAGGUCCUCGAAGAUGCGGACGCCCAUGGCCGCCCUGCCGACCACCUCCGUGUACGACGGCCGGAGCCUGUAGCUAAGCUUCACCGGACUCACUCAGUGGCUGGCCGGCCGGCGAUCUUGCGGUGAAAUCGGUGUUAUCUGGAAGGGUGUCAGUAAUGCAUGCCUACGGUGGACCGAUGAUCUGACGUGAUGAUCCGAUGCACGGCGAGGAUGAAUUGGCACUGAGAUGAGAUGAGGAGGAGAAAGGAAUGGGAUCGAUGAAAUGUGUGCGUGUGAAGCAUCGUUUUGGGGCAUGCAGUGGGCGGUGGCACUGGGUGCAAGGCAAGAAUACUUGCGAGGCUGAGAUUUCACACGACAUCUUUGCCAGAGAGAGCUUUCUUUUUAUCAGGGCCGGGUUGGCAACAUGAAGCAAAGGAUAGAUUGCCUACGGCUAGGGGUAACGUGAACCUAUGUGCAACGGGGGUGACAGAGCAGAAAUGCACGAGUACUGAGCAGAGCAAAUGUAACUUCAGGAUUGGAAGCCUACCUGCAGGUUUCUUUGGGCGAAAAGAGGCCCUGAAGAAGCGAUAGAAAAAGGCCGUUUUUGCUUGGAGGUUCCGGAAGCGACGCCAACCGGUCUUCAGCACCCAACAGCUCUCAACUCCAGCGGAAUCCUCUCAGCUUCACCGCCCCAUGCACCGAAACCCCGGGGUUCAUGAUCCCUAGAGCCAGUCCCUCGAACUUCGCCGCACCAACAACGACCCCGCCGAUCGUUGCACAUGAGGCACUGCGACUACUCAGCACACCCUUGCCGGGGGAUGACCCCACAAUCAGAGCCAUGUAGGCCAUUAGGCAGGCCACCGUGCCCGCCCAUCUGCAGCUAUAUAAGGACAAAGAGCAGGUCGCCGCACAACAAGCCUGGUGAAGAGAAACCAUGGUUAAUGAAUAAUGUUGGCAAUCUCGAUGUUGAUACACCUUAAACAUAUCAAUAUUUUUUAUAUAAUUCAUGCUACAUUGCUAUCAA
Triticum dicoccoides is the source of this 3571-nucleotide messenger RNA. RefSeq lists its product as uncharacterized. Bases 1 to 2694 code for a protein of 897 amino acids. The record is from RefSeq and is a predicted model, not a curated record. The transcript has 4 exons. NCBI's taxonomy places the organism in Eukaryota, Viridiplantae, Streptophyta, Magnoliopsida, Poales, Poaceae.